Molecule: messenger RNA, 2104 nt
Organism: Solea senegalensis (Senegalese sole)
Lineage: Eukaryota; Metazoa; Chordata; Actinopteri; Pleuronectiformes; Soleidae
Product: hydroxycarboxylic acid receptor 2-like
Exons: 1
Coding region: 399-1382 (327 amino acids)
Biological process (GO): G protein-coupled receptor signaling pathway
Cellular component (GO): membrane
Molecular function (GO): G protein-coupled receptor activity
Source: RefSeq, a predicted model, not a curated record
AUGGUUAUAAUCUUAAUGUACAAUCUAUAUGGUUAUGGCAUGUUGCAGUAAACCUGCUUUUUUUGUGGUUAACCUGAGUCACGGGUCACUUGUUUUUCAUUUGUCCUUCUUGAUACCCAGGAGUCCACCUAUUCCUCUGCAUAAUAGUUUUAUAAUGAAGACUUACUCCCAAGGUGGAUAACAUUUACAGUUGCUGCCGUGCUCCUCUGGGUCAAUACCACUUCCCCCAUAGAUAACACACAGAUGUUUGUUCCACUGUGAAAUUAAAAUGUUUGUCUGAGAAUCAUUUGCAUGAUCGCAAACAUGAUUCCCUACCAGAAAUCACCUGGUACGGCAUAUCUGUGUUGACACUGUAAAGAGAGGCAGGUUGGUGUUGUGUUUCAUCUGCUGUUAUAGCAAUGAAUGUCACAAUCUCCAAGUGCUGUGCCUUUCCGUCUCCCAUCCUGGACCAGGUUUUGCCUUCAGUGCUGAUCCUGGAGUUCAUGUUUGGACUGACUGGGAACUUCAUCGCCCUGUCGAUGUUUGUCUUUUACAUGAAAGAAUGGAAACCCAACUCUGUGUACCUGACCCACCUGGCUGUUGCAGAUUCCAUUGUGCUGUUCUGCCUGCCUUUCAGAGCUGACUACUACAGGCGUGGUAAAAACUGGCUGUACGGUGAUGCCUUUUGUCGUAUCCUGCUCUUUCUCCUGGCAGCCAACCGUGCGGCAGGGAUCUUCUUUCUCACUGCUGUGGCUGUCGAUCGAUACUUCAAGAUAGUCCAUCCGCUCAACCGAAUCAACCGUCUGGGAUUGGGCUAUGCUCUGUUGGUCUCUCUUGGCCUCUGGGUUCUGAUUUUCUUUGCGACCGGCUACCUUCUUUUUGAAGAGCACUUCUUCUACAAUAACAACUACAUACAGUGUGAGAGUUUCAACAUCUGUAUGGGCUUCAGCGCCCUCUCCACCUGGCACAAUGCUUUCUAUGUCAUACAGUUUUCCCUGCCUACCGCAAUCGUUGCCUUCUGCACCAUCAGGAUCACCUGGCAGCUGAAAACCAGGACUGUGGACAAAAGGGGGAAAAUCAAACGGGCCGUUCAGUUUGUAAUGGCAGUGGCUUUGAUCUUCAUCAUCUGUUUCUUUCCCAGCACUGUAUCCCGCGUUGCAGUGUGGGUGCUUAAGGUAUGGUACGAUGAGUGCAGUUACUUUGAGACGGCCAACCUAGCGUUCUACACGUCUGUGUGUUUCACGUACUUCAACAGUGUCCUCAACCCUGUGGUGUAUUAUUUCUCGACCCCUGCCUUCAGUGGCACCUUCCAGAAGGUGCUGAAUAAGCUGCUGAGACGGAGUGAUGAUCAGACGGACUCAACGACGAAUGACAUUUCCACUGUUGAGGGUAGGAGGCUAUGAAAACGGGUGCUGUUGAAGGGAAUUAUAAUACACACAAUAAAGGCUGAGCCAGUGGUAAGAUUUCUCCAUUCCUAUAAUAACUCUCAAGAAUAUUAUAUAUAUUCAAUUUCUAAUAUAAUUUGGUUUUUGCUGUGGUUGUGAACAAAAACCGCUGUCCACCUCAGAAAUAAAUAACAGCUUAAUGUUUUGUGUGUGUAUACAAUGUAAAACUCUGAUUGUGGUUGUGUGUAAAUAAGCAAAUUACAAGCUAAUUGCAAGUCAUAAGUUAUAUUUUUUAUGUUGACCUAUGUCAAAUAUUUACUACUUGUUAAUCUCAUCUGUCAGAGAGACUUGGACCACAUAGGAAAAUUCAUUAUUUUCAUUGUAAUGAAAUGCCUGGAAAAUAAUAUUCACACUACAAAUCACCUCAGGAUCUGGCGGGAACCUGAGGUCACUGUCAAAUAAUGUGUUUGUUAAUAUAGAAUAGUCAAGAUCGUAUAUUGUAAUACAUAAUCAUACAUGAGUCGUGUAUUUAGUAGUUCCUUAAAUGAUGCUAGUUCUGUGUCCAUGUUUCAAACUCUAUCUGUUCAAAUCUUAAUAUUGUAAUCCAGACACAUUCUGCUUUGGUUUAAGAAAGAUGUAUUCUCUCAAAUGUACUGACAUUUCCUUGUUUUGUGCUACAGCAAAUGUAUCCGUUUGUAUUCAAGUUUUACAAUGUAAAUAAAGAUAUGUAGCCCUUUGAA